AUGGCCUUUCUGUUUUCAAAGCCUGCCGACACGCCAGGCUCGGCGGUUCCUGCCGUGAUAAUCGGCAUGUUUGUUGCAUUUGGUGGAGUGCUGUUCGGCUAUGAUACUGGUACCAUCGGAGGGAUCCUCGCGAUGAAAUACUGGAGGAAUCUGUUCUCAACGGGAUAUGUAAACCCCAAGGACAAUUACAGAGACGUUACGGCCAGCCAGACGUCCGAGAUCGUCUCCAUCCUUUCUGCUGGCACUUUCUUUGGCGCUCUAUUCAGUGCCCCAAUUGCAGAUUUCAUGGGCCGUCGGCUUGCCAUGAUUUUCAACACUGGUGUCUUUACAUUCGGCGUUAUCCUCCAGACUGCCGCCACUGCCAUCCCUAUGUUCGUUGCUGGACGCUUUUUUGCUGGUCUCGGGGUUGGGCUUCUGAGCGCUACUAUCCCCCUUUAUCAAUCCGAAACAGCUCCGAAAUGGAUCAGAGGUGCCAUUGUUGGUUGCUAUCAGUGGGCCAUCACCAUAGGGCUUUUCCUGGCCGCCAUUGUGCUCAACUCAACCAAAAAUCGCCAGGACACUGGAUCCUACAGAAUUCCCAUUGCUGUCCAGUUUGCAUGGGCCAUUAUAUUGGUGGUUGGCAUGCUCUUGCUCCCUGAGACACCUCGUUUCCUCAUCAAGAAGGGCAACCAGACCAAGGCGGCAAGGUCUCUUUCACGUCUUCGCCGACUUCCUGUCGACCACCCGGCUGUGGUUGAUGAGCUCGCCGAGAUCCAAGCAAACCACGAGUACGAAAUGGCUAUUGGUACUGCUUCCUACCUUGCGUGUUUCAAAGCUCCGAUCAGAAAGCGACUCUUUACAGGCAUGGCGCUUCAGGCUUUGCAGCAAUUGACCGGGGUCAACUUCAUCUUCUACUACGGUACUACUUAUUUCACCAGUGCUGGCAUUAAGAAUCCCUUCAUCAUCUCUGUCAUUACGGACGUUGUCAAUGUCUCGAGCACCGUUCCCGGGCUUUGGUUGGUCGAACGAUGGGGAAGACGACCCCUUCUACUGUUCGGCGCCAUCGGCAUGUCCGUUUGCCAGCUUAUCGUUGCAAGCGUGGGGACCGCCAGACCUGGAGAACCGGCCGCCAGCAAUGCCUUGAUCGCCUUCGUCUGCAUCUACAUCUUCUUUUUCGCUUGCUCUUGGGGCCCUUGCGCAUGGGUAGUCACUGGUGAAAUAUUUCCACUGAAGGCACGAGCAAAGGGCUUGUCGAUGACAACCGCCUCCAACUGGCUGCUAAACUGGGCCAUUGCCUAUGCUACUCCCUAUAUGGUUAACCCAGGUCCAGGAAAUGCCAAUCUGGGUUCCAAGGUCUUCUUUGUUUGGGGUGGCUUCUGCUGCAUCUGUAUGGCCUUCGUCUAUUUCUGCAUCUACGAGACCAAGGGCUUGUCGCUCGAACAAGUCGAUGAGCUCUACGCCAAGGUCAGCUCUGCCAGGAAAUCGCCUGGGUUUGUCCCGUCUGUGCAGUUCACAGAAAUCGGAGCCGAGUUCAAGGAGGAGGGUACCACCCAUGCCCGACGAAGCACCUUGGCUGACCUGGAAUUGGCCGCGGCGCGUCGUAGGAGCUCUGCAGGAGUUGUCCGAGAAGACUACAUCAAGUCCUGAAGUGGGCCUCAAUCACCCCGUUUGCCCAAAGGCUUGGAAACUACUAUGACUUUGGGGCACGAUCGUUCUGGACGGGGUGAAUCAGGGUCUGGGAAAUGUUUACGUGGAUUGGGGAGCUACAGAUUGCAAAGGGCUUUCGGAGGCAUGGGGACAUCGAGACUGAACUUUGUUGGUU
Exophiala xenobiotica is the source of this 1801-nucleotide messenger RNA. RefSeq lists its product as uncharacterized. Gene Ontology annotation, cellular component: membrane. NCBI's taxonomy places the organism in Eukaryota, Fungi, Ascomycota, Eurotiomycetes, Chaetothyriales, Herpotrichiellaceae. Gene Ontology annotation, molecular function: carbohydrate:proton symporter activity. The coding region runs from base 1 to 1626 and encodes 541 amino acids. The record is from RefSeq and is a predicted model, not a curated record. Gene Ontology annotation, biological process: transmembrane transport; carbohydrate transport. The transcript is spliced from 12 exons.